AGCAGUAACUUAGAAACGUAGAUUGACACAACUUGUAAAUAAGCGCUACAGAAUGCGAUUAUUGUGUUUGUCAUUAGCGCUCGCUAUAAUCUAUAUUAUGGCAAUCAUGCACUCUUCUAGAGUGGAAGCGAGAGCAACCACUUCUCCUGAUUUAUCUUCUUCUUCUUCUUCCGAAAGUUGGGAAAUACCUCCAAAACCUCCAAAACCACCUACUUCUGCGGAUCUCGACGAAGAUGCUGCUUUAGCCAGACCAAUUGUUAAUGCCAUAGUGUAUUGGACAGGACAAGCCUUUGAAACGCAAUUCAACAACUCGAUGCAUAUGGCAGAUGAUUUAAAAAAUUAUCCACAGAGGGAAGAAGCAGUACAAGAGUACCUAAAUAAAACAUUAACUUGGUAAUUACGAAGGAAUUAUACAUAUAUGUACGAGGGACAUAUGUAUAUUUUCAACAAAACAUUAAAAUAUAUAUGUAAUUACUGUAAUAUUUGUUAUUGUAAUUAUUAUUACUGUAAUUGUUAUUCCGCAAUUACAAUUGAUAGGAAAUAAAUAACAUAUUUAAAUGUA
Molecule: messenger RNA, 562 nt
Organism: Camponotus floridanus (Florida carpenter ant)
Lineage: Eukaryota; Metazoa; Arthropoda; Insecta; Hymenoptera; Formicidae
Exons: 3
Coding region: 53-397 (114 amino acids)
Source: RefSeq, a predicted model, not a curated record